Molecule: messenger RNA, 702 nt
Organism: Laetiporus sulphureus 93-53
Lineage: Eukaryota; Fungi; Basidiomycota; Agaricomycetes; Polyporales; Laetiporaceae
Exons: 5
Coding region: 9-554 (181 amino acids)
Source: RefSeq, a predicted model, not a curated record
CUGAGGCGAUGCACGACCCGCCCUUGCCUUUUCUGUCCACAACGACGAAAAUCACAAUUCACGACAUCAUAAUCAGAGUCGACAGUGAUGGAUCCUUUCACUCGAGCAGCCCAUUCAAAUCGCAAGAGAAGAAGUAUCGAAGAGCGCGGCUUCUUCAUUCCGAAGCCUUGAAUAUCAUAGCUCUCUUGCGGGACGAGUUGAUCGACCACGAUAAGUUAGAAUGUGACGCCAUUCAUCGACAGGUCGCGGACGCUAGCUACGCGGGAGGUUCGUGGUAUCUGGAAACAUCAGAGAGACUGUGGGACUUCGCAUUGCGAACGUUCUGCAAAGUGAGUCACACCAACAUUAUGGCGUCGGUACAUCCUGCACGCAGUCAAGUAACGAUACCUCCCUCGCGUCCGCCUCAAUUGGCCUCAACAACACAAAAGGCUAGGUCACCUUCGCAAGCUUCGGUCACACACUGGAUGCCAGUGGUGUUGUUGCCUGUGUAUUAUACUCCUUGUACGCCGGUGCAGACGUGGUGGACGCCGAACGUUUCUUCGAUAGUUCCCUGACGAUGCGCAGGCUGGAGAGAUAGCAUUUUAAGCUUGAUGUGGCGGAUUUUUCACUUUCACUUAAUGACCUGUCCUGCAUUUAAAGGGCCGCAGUAUGAUUUUAAUGACUGUAUACCCGGUGAUGUAUCGUGCAAUGUUUCAAUACGCU